Molecule: messenger RNA, 1789 nt
Organism: Daldinia decipiens
Lineage: Eukaryota; Fungi; Ascomycota; Sordariomycetes; Xylariales; Hypoxylaceae
Exons: 2
Coding region: 277-1458 (393 amino acids)
Source: RefSeq, a predicted model, not a curated record
GUUGUCACCGUGGAAUCGUACUGGCAGAUGGCGAUAAAAGGCGGUAGGAUCAGGCACCUCGAUGACGACAGUACGAUUCACUCCGGCAACGCGUUGAUAAUUCACACGCCCCGGAUCACAGCAACGAGCCUUGCCCUACUACGAAAUUUACUUUCCCCGCGCCGGUUUAUUUUGAGUUGAAUAUUUACAAUGUCGUCAAUCAACUUGGCACAAUCACUUGCUCAUCAUUAACCUCUAAGCUUCUAUCGCACGCCGUCUAGGAUCUACGUGACAAGAAUGGGAGGUAAUUCCAAUCACUCUUCGCCCGGUCGUGGUAGAAGUCGUCACAGAAUUCGAAGACCUACUUCUGUCUCCGGGGACGACUCUGCUUCGCCCUCAAAGCACAAGAGACGAGGUCAUUCUCAGCCUGCCAAGCAGAAUGUUCCCAUACCUCGCAUAAACAUCCAGUCCCCUACACCUCCGCUCUCGGCCUCCAGCUCGGCGCAUCACGAGAUACUCCAGAAUGAGCAAGCUCGACGUAUACGCCAUUCUCGCGCCCGUGAAACUCUCCGUCCUGCUGACGACGGUAACAAGAACACCAAGGACAAAGAUAAGGGAAAGGGGAAGAGCAUAAGCAAGGACAGAGAUAGAGACAACAGCAAGAGCCGUACUGGUAGCUGUACUCACAUCCACCAUCAUCACUACCACGUCCACAACCAUUAUCAUAAGUACUAUAUCAACAAUGACAAGCAGGUGGGCGAACCUAUCCAUGAUAUAAAGCAUUCAAUCUAUCGCCAGCCACCCUUUGACCAGUCAGAUCCUCAAGCGGCUAUGGAUUAUCAAGAGGAGCACCAUCAAAAACACGUAGAGCAGCACCAAGACCGAGAACAGCAGCGCAAGCAGGAACAGAAGCAAUCCCAGCCCUCCUCCCACCACCGUUGCAACAGCAACGGCGUGAACAACCCUGGUCCCUCGCAGCAACGCCCCCAUCAGAGCACGCGUUCCCGCUCGACAGCCACGCGGAUCCCAGGACCACCACCUCGAUAUCCAUCUCGUCCCCCUCCGCCCGAUCCUCACCGCGGCGCCAUGGCCGCCGAGCCCGCCGAAGCCUGGCUCCCCCAAUCCUUCACCUCCCCCGCCAUCUGCACGUUCCCGCACCGCACAAGCAUACAGCAAGACGUAAGAAACACCAUGGACCAAGCCGACACCUACAGCGCCACAGCCCUAGUAAACGCAGACGAGGAAGCAAGCGCCAUCGUCCAGGCCAACUCCCCCCGCUCCUGGACCUCCAGCCCCGCCUCCAGCUCCAGCCGAGCCUCCAUCUCCACCCUGACUACCAUCUCCCGCGGCGUCGUCUACGGCAGACACACACACAGACGCCGGGAGUCUUGCGAGUCUGAGUCGGGCUCGGGGUCCGUGCGCAGGAAGUCCAAGAAAGGGGGUUUUCGCGCCUGGGUCUCGCGGCAUCUGCGGGACUAAGGGGGGGGGGAGUUGUUCGGGUACUUGUAAGUGCGGAACUAUAACAAGAAAAGAAGGGAAGAGAUUACGAAUGUGCGAAGAGGAUGUGAAAAGGAAGAAGGAGGGAUUAUUGGGAGUGAGUGAGCAGAUGCAGACAUGUAUGUCUCUGCAUGUACCAAUGAAUAGGAGUCGAGACUAUAGCCCAGCUAUCAACCGUGAUGUAUUAUGACAAGGAUGUAUCCAUGAAUAAAGGAAAAGAGAAGCAAGUAAUCACCACUACGCUAAGCCAAUCCCUCUUCCUGACAUCCUGACAUGUUUAUUAGUUUUAUUUCUUUCUCUUUCCUUUCCUCAC